CUCCUCUUGCCUCCACCACCGUACUCAUACACUGUGACCUGCUGCUGUUGCUGCUGACAUCAGUAUAUCGCGAAAGAAAGAGGAAAAAUGUUAUUAAACCUUCGAUAUAAAUCCUAAAGUGCAUUGACACUAAUUACCAAAUACAUCGAUACCCAAAUAUUACAUUGGAACGUCCUACCAACCUGGAUUAUUGAAAAAUUCCAAAUCAGAUCCAGUCAUCAUAAAAAUGAGUUGGGCAUCGGAGAUUUAUCUACAUGCCCAAGCUCGUUUGGAUAAUAGAUGGCUUACUAUUAACCUGCAGGAUGUUUUUGUUCGUGAAGGUCUAAGCCGGUUAUGGAAUGACUUGGUUUGUAAUGGAGAGUUGAUUAGUGGUGCAGCUAAAGAUGUCAUCAACGCAGCUGGCGUCUUAGCUAAAAAAGGUGAAUCUGGUUUGUAUUUCUGUGGAAGUGCUACAUCUGGUUGUACUGAAGAUACAUGUCAACCAGAUUAUGGAUGUAAUUGUGCACCUUGUCAAUAUCUUGACCACGCUGACCAGGAAGAGAAGGAAAAAGAAUUCAAAAGAACCAAAAUUGCGACUUCUAUGAUUGAUUCUUGGACUUGGGAUUCACAACCAGAUAUAAACCAAUUAAAAGACUGCUUAGAAGCUCUGCUUUAUGAACACCACCAAUUUUCAGUGGGAGCAACAUCAACAACCCUGUCUAGUGUUAAAUUGUUACAGAGACUUGUAAUACUCGAAAGAUAUCUAAUUGCACUUUCCAGACAUUCACAAAAUGAAGGGAAAGCACCUCUAAGAAAGAAGCAAGCAGACCAAACAAAUCUAAAUAAACAGAAAGGAUCUGCUAAACCAACAGAAAAAGCAACACAUGGACUCGCACGUGUGGGAUCAAGAGCUGCCCUUAGUUUUGCUUUUGCAUUCUUGUAUCGAGCAUGGCGUAGUGGUGAAGAUUCUGAUCUUUGUAGUGAAUUGCUACAAGAAUCUCUAGAUGCACUUAGAUCACUACCUGAAGCCACUCUUUUUGACGAGAGUUCUGUUUCUCCAGUUUGGCUUGAAGUUGUUGAAAGAGCAUCUAAAUUUUUACAUUCCGUUGUGGCAGGUGAAUUGACUGGAGGUGGUGGCAUGACUUCAACAGCUUCAUCGUCUGUGACAUCUUCUCGUUACACAAACCAUGUCCCACUUCCAGAUCAACAGCGAGCUCUUGCUCUUCUACUUGAAUUAGCAGUACAGAGAGGCUCUUUGAGUCAUAUUCUUGGAGGUGUGCUUCUGUUGUUGAAUCUUUGGGAAAACAGCUGGCAUGAAAGAGACAACAGAGUUAAUAGUAAUUUGACUUCUGCUCCAUUGGUGCCACUACUAAAGCGAUUCUUUGGAAUACAGUCAAACAAAGCAAAGAACUAUGAAAUGACAAAAUGGGACGAACAAGCUGAUGUGUACUUUGUGAGUCCAACUGAAUGCUUUCUGAGAUACAUCACAGAUCUUGGAGAUGAAAAUGCCCCUGUUGACUUGCAGCAAUGUGCAGUUGUGAUUAUGUCCCACCUAGAUCGAUUGACAGCACCUUACUUACCCCCAGCUUCCUCAAAUAAGAACAUAGAAUUUGAAGACAUUUUGGGCUGGGCACCAACAAUACCACAGAUAAACAGUCAGUUACAUUCUAAUAACGACGGAGAUUGCAUUAAGCAGAUACAAUGUUCAUCAAGAAUGUUUUUAGCUUUAACAAAGUCUGGCAAAGUUUAUAGCUUCAGUUAUUCAUCUGAAAUACAGACCCCAAAGCUUAUAGAAGGCUUUGGUCAAAGAGAAGUCAUAAAGAUUGCUUCCUGUCCUGAAGGAAGCCACUACAUGGCACUAACAUGUGAUGGAAAAGUGUUUUCUUGGGGUUUUGGUGAAGGAGGUCGCCUUGGACAUGGAGACAACAUAUCCUAUGAAGAACCUAACUUGAUUUCGGCAUUAGUUGGCCAUCAUGUGACUCAUAUAUCCUGUGGCAGCUCAACCAGUGCAGCAGUUACUUCACAUGGAGAACUGUACACAUGGGGAAAAGGAAGCUAUGGUCAUUUGGGACAUGGAAGUUGUGAUGAUAUGUCUCUGCCAACUCUUGUUUUGUCUCUCAAGAGUUAUCGCAUUGUGGAUGUUGCCUGCAGCUUUGGAGAAGGACAAGCAAUUGCUCUUUCUGAUACAGGAAUUGUUUUUACGUGGGGUGACAAAGACUCUGACAAAAGUGGAAGAAGCAGUAAUGAAUCUCGCAUACCAAAACCAGUAGAACCUCUAACAGAAAAUAUUGUUCGAGUCUUUUGUGGCUCACAAUUUUGCCUUGCUUUGUCAAGGCUUGGUGUAGUUUACUCUUGGGGGAAAGGUAAUUUCUACAAACUUGGUCAUGGUUCAGAGGAGAAUGUUCGUUACCCUAAACCAAUUGAAGGCCUGACUGGCAACGUUGUGAUAGAUAUUGCUGUUAGUUCAGUGCGUUGUUUAGCCUUAACAGAUGAAUCCAAAGUCUAUGGUUGGGGAAGAAGUGAAUGUUUGCAGGCCGGAGAAUCUUUCAUCACUCUCACUGAACCUACAAUUAUUCAAGCUUUUGAAGGAAAGAAAAUCGUUAGCAUUGCUUGCAAUCAAACUCAAAGUUUUGCCUGUUCGGCAACACCUCAAUGGGUUGUUGGCAUGAAGAUGCCAUUUGUGGUAGAUGUCUGUAAAUCGACUUUUGAACAAAUUGAUGAACUUUUAUCACAAGUUUGUGAGGACAUGGAUGGGCGCAAUGAUUGGCCACCACCCCAAGAGAAGGAAUGCAUUGCAGUCUCUGCAUUGAAUUUGCUGAAUUUGCAGUUGCAUACUGCUAUAUGUCAGAAUGAGAAUACAGAAUGUCUUGGUUUACAACCUGGCAGCCCUGUUGUGAACAGUCUAAAACAGCGGGUCGUUGUUUUGGCUAGCACAUCUGGAAUAAUCAACAGUAUACAGAUGGCAGCACAAGCUGCACUGCAGAUAGGAUGGUCCAUUUUGUUACCUACAGCUGACGAAAGAGCACGAGCUCUUUCCAAUCUACUCUCAACCAAAAGCCGUGAUGCAACAACCCAGAAUGAAGGCCAGCGAUUCAUGACUGACCUUCUUGUAAAUAGUCUAAUGGCUGAUGGUGGAUUGGAAAUUGCCCUUCAAGCAGCAGUGAAAAAGGAGGCUCAAGAAAUUGAGAAAAAGGAAAAGAUUUCUGAAGAAGAUCUGGAGAGGGAGGUAGAAGCAAAGAAAGUUGGAGAGGCAACAAAUGCCUUAAAGACAGAACGUGCUGUUUUGGAAGCACAAGCUCAGCAGUGGCAAGAUGAAGGCGCUACAGGAAUCCCCUUAUUGCAGCUUAUCCAACAGUUGCUCAAAAAUUUCACUUCUCAAACUCAUUCAAUGCUCCAACGCAUAGCAGAAGAAACUAUUUCCAAAUAUGACUAUGUUGAAGUGCCUGACAACUCCACUCCAUUGAAGUUGUUACUUCAGUUCCAAAGACUUCUAGUCAGCAAAUUGUUCCCUUUUGAAGAAAAAUAUGGUAAAGCAACUUCUCCAGAAAUAGAAGCUGACAUGUUAAGUGCGGGUUCAGUUCUCCGAAAAUACAUGAACCAGCUUUGUUGCCAUGUUGCUGAUGUCUUACCUGUUGCUGCUUGUCUAGCCAGUCAUAGCAGCAAACAUUUUUCAUUUAUUUCGAAGAUAAUUUCUCAAGAUGUUACUGGUGUUCUUCUACCAGAGAUUGUCACUAGUUUGGUUCUACUCCAACUAAAGAACCCUGCUGUUUUACAAUCAUCAAAGGUGAUUGUUGUUCUUGAUGGAAUUCUUGACAUCUUGGACAAGUUCAACAGAUUGGCACCUGGUCUGGAAUGGGAUGACAAAGAUGAUCUUUUGUGGCCAGGAUUUUGUCAACAUUCUCUGGAGAAAUUUUCACCAAAGACAUCCUGUGAUAUUCCUGUGAUUCGUAAGGCUGAUCUAGAGAAUCAUAACAAAGAUGAUGGUCUGUGGAUUGUUCACAACAAGAAAGUUUAUGAUUUACUUGGCUACAAAGCGCAGAUACUACCAGAGAAAGAUGUACUUGUUGAUAUCUCAGUGCGUGAUCCUGCAUCUGUAUUCUUAUCAGGUAUUCAAGCAGAUGUCACUGAUAAGUUGCAGCCUUUUCUAGUGGGAAAUUAUGUUGAUCCUGAAGAAGAUAUUAUUCAGACAGCAGAUACAAGUACAGCUUCAUCACCUCUCAUAGACACUGAAAGAACACUAGGUCUUUUGCUUGGACUUCAUGCUGGAUACCAAGCCCACAGCACUAAUCUUUCAGCUGAGGAAGAAGAAUUUUCUCAUUGGCUUCAAUCCGAAUUCUUUGCAGGAGGAUUACAAAUUUUGCAGCCACAAAAUCCAUUUGAAGAAGAGAAAGGAGAGAGCAAAACUUCAAGUUCAUGUACAACUACACCUGGCACUACUCCAUCCUCUGAAGAGAACAGUCCAUUUCAGCAAGAUAAAGAGAGGCUUUUCGAUCGCCAAGCCUCUCAGGCCGAUGCCGCCCGUCCAUUCUUGCAAGCUCUCGCUGAAGGUAAACUUCAAGACCCUUCCGUUAAGGCCAUCCUGUCUCUUAUAGAAAGAUAUUCAAAACAGCAGCACAACAAUAUACGAAUUGAAUUUCCUCCUGAUCAUCCUGUAGAAGAAGUCAGCCGUUUGUUCCUGUCUGUACUUCUGAAGCACCAUGAUCUUGGCCAUGUUGCUCUGAAUCUCAUUGAUCAUGUGAAUGAAGAUUCCUGUGCCAAGAUAGUCUUGCCACGUGCAAUGGUAGAAUUGGUGAAAAUUGUUGGGCAAGCAAGAUGGUCCUUGAUCAAAGCACAUCAAGACCAAGGACAGUCUUAUAAAGAAGUUUGCGCUCCUGUGAUAGAAAGAUGCCAUUUUCUUUUUAAUGAACUUCGACCAGCAAUUGAUAAUGAAAUUAGUGUUCUAUCUCGCUCAAAGAUUCUGAAGACUAUGCCAAGAUGGAAGAACAUUAUACAAAAAAUGAUGGAUUCAAAGAAGAAAUUAAAAAAAGUACCUGACUUCAAAGAGGAUAAAGAUAUAGAAAAAUUACAGCAACAGCUUACUGGAGUUGCUCUGAGUGAUAGCAGUCAUGACAGGACUGAUGAAGAUCCUGAUGAUGAAAAUGAAGUGAAGGUGUUUGGGAAAGAUCAAGCAAAGGUUGGGGAACUCACUGAAACACUGUUCACAUCAGUAGAAAGUGAAAUAGAGAGAGUUUGUCGACAAACUGUUAUGCAUAGAUAUGAUGUCCACAGGCAAAACAAUGACUUUGAUGGUGGGAAGCUAAAACAAACAUCGGAAAAAAAGAUGGAAUUCAUUGAAGGAGAUUUUCUACAGUCAGAUGCUUUUCCUGUCACUAACCCUCACCUGUUUCCAAGCAAGCCUGAUAAUUGGAGUCAUGUUGUCAAUGCUGUGUUAAGUAAUGAUAAAUUUCGAUGGUUGAAACAGAGGCUUACUGGUUCAAAACCAGAGUAUGCACUUAUGAAUAAAAUAUUUGAAUUCAUUAUGUGGGAACAUCCAAUUGACAUUGAGAAACUUCGCUGCUCCCUGCAUCAUCAAGUUGAAAGAGCUAAACUGAGAUUAAAAGGUAUCCAAAACAUGCUUAUCUUGACUCAUAAAGAGCAUCUGAUACCUUCAAUAAAGUAUUCUAUAUUAUGUGGUUGGCUUGGCCUUCUUUCUCUCAGAAACAAAGUCUGCGAACCCGUUCCACACUGCCUGGCUAAUAUUAAUCUAAUACCUCCUUGUGAUAAAAUUCUUCUUGAAAUGACAUUCUCUGACCUAUACAAAUGGGCUGUAAAAGAACUCCGCAACAUUCUUCUGCAAGUGGAAGCUACUUUAAAAGCAAGAAAUCUUAAUUCUUCUCGAAGUAUUCAAGAUAAUUCCAAAGAGUGCUUGAGUAUUGGCUGUCUUCCUCAGUCCCGUUUCUUGUUAGCAUGUAUAGGUAUACUAAUGUCGCAACACCAGCCUAACAGCCUUAGUAUGCUUCUCAACUCUGGCUUGUUGGGACUCAGCCAGUCUAUCCUCAGAUUAACUGGUCGUGACCCCAAUGGACCAAUUCCUGAUAAUAGCAGUGUGAUGUGCGCUGUUUUGGAAGAACAUAAAGCUAAGAAACAAACACCACCUGUCCCUAUUUCUGGUCCAGAACUUGCUGCAAUGAUGAAAACUGGAACAAGGGUCGUGCGAGGAGCAGAUUGGAAGUGGGGGGAGCAGGAUGGACCCCAUCCUAGUGUAGGUCGAGUAAUCUGUGAAUUGGGAGAAGAUGGCUGGAUACGUGUCCAAUGGGAUACAGGCAGCACAAAUAGCUAUAGGAUGGGCAAAGAAGGCAUGUAUGACCUCAAAUUAGCGCAGCCACCUCAGAUGCCUGACAACGACGAAGAUGACGAAGAGGAGGUUGAUACAGGUGAACCUUCUCAGCAGAAAAGUAGACAUCCAACAGCUUUCAUUCGGCAAGGAACAAUCUCUUUACUGCGAGUGCUCUGUCUUUGUGCCAGCAUAAAUGCCGAAAACAUGCAGAAAGAAUCGAUAAGCAAUCUUUGUGGAUUGAUCUGCACAAUUGUUCAUCAGACAGUGCAUAAUACACCUGGUAAUAAUGCAACAUUAAAGCGUGUUUGUGAAGAACAACAUUUUAGUUGGUGUACUCUUGGAUUCAUCAGAAGUAUUGCAUCAAGCCCAACAAUCUGUCAAGCUCUCAGUACUCCAAGAUGGAUUGUCUUAUUGUUCAAAUUGCUUUCUUCAGACCAAAGUUCUGAUGUGCCAAAAAAUGUCGUACGACAGAUUCUAGCUCUUAGAUUGUUGAAGGGUGUUCUACCUUCAUGGGACAGCUCACUUGAAGCAAGCAGGAUGAAAGACAUUGUAGAAAAAAUGUUCUCUCUUCUCGGAAAUGUUCUUUUGUCUUGCUCAUCUGAUCCAACUUUACUUCCUCCAAGUGAUACUCUUAGGAAAGGCCAUCGUGGGCGACCACCUGUGACGAUCACUGCUUCAUAUUCCAGUACUGUAGCUGAUGAAAUUGUGUCAACAAUUAGGAAACUUCAUCUGUUAGAUGGCUGGAAUGCACACAUCAACUCUUAUAUUAUCUCCAAGUUAGGAAUGAUUGAAGAUAUGGUCUGUGAUAAGAGUAAAUCCUCCAUGGAUGAUCUCAACAUUGAUCUUCAAGAAACACAUGCAGCAAUAAUGGCUGUUCUUGCAGUUAUUGGUGGAAUUGGUUUGCUGCCACGCCUAGGAGGUCUUGUUAUGCAUUAUGAACUAAGACUUGGAACAAUUGCUAAUAUCCGUCCUUCUGGCAAAAUUCAAGUCCAGUUUCCAGAAGUGGGACUCAAGAUGUGUCGAAUGACUGAUCUCGUUCCUGUUCCUCACCUAGAAUUUGUUGUGGAUAAGUUACCAAUGACAGAGAAUGUUAUCAAUACUUGGGUCAAAUUGGUUAGUUUAGCUGGGACAGGAUUUAAAGUUGAAAAAGAGAGAGAGAGGACAUCACUAUUCAGUAGUGUUAAUAGUGUAGAAUCAACUGGAACCAAUACGGACAAGAAGAACUUUGGAUGUGGUUUAAAUACAAAACUUCUACACAAACAACAAAUUCGACUGGGUUUGCUAAAAGCAGCAAGAGUACUGUUUAGUCGACAGGAUAACUUACACAAAGUUUUAUCUCAACCAGCUGUUCUUGACUUGGGUUUUGCAUCUUCACUGGAAACAGGUGUUGGAUUCAGUAGCAGUACUGAAGAAGAUCUGAACACUUUGCAGCAGGAACCAGCCACAAACAUAUCUUUAUUACAACAUCUGAUGGUUGCUGCAACACAACCAUCUCCACUCAAAGCAAUAUUUUCUAGAGAAGAAAUGGAGGCUGCAGCAAUGGCUGUUUGUCAGUACUUAACAGCUGUAUCUGGACAGCCACAAGAUGUCUUUGACUCCAGUUCUGACAGCGAAGAUAUUGUGCCUUACCUAGUCAAUUCUGCAUCAGUGUCUCAGGUAUCUCCUAACCGUACCCCUAAGUCCAAAAGAGUACGACAAAGUUCACUGCAGCAGCCUUUGCCUCCUGUGGUGUUCCAGUUGCAAGAAAUGGGUUUCCCCCGAAAGAAUGUAGAACAUGCCAUUAAAGCUCUUGAGGAAGUGGGUUCUAAAUAUGACAAUGAUGGAGGUGGUUCCUUACUUGCUGGGUGUGACACCCCAAGUGCAGAGUCAUUGGUUGGAUGGUUACUGGAGCACAAAGACCUUAAAAUACAAAGUGAUUCUGAUUCUGACAUGUCAGUUUGUUCUAUAGAUAUAGAUUCCGAUGAGACUGGAUCUAUGUCUGACAUUUUUGAUGAUUUAGAUGAUGAUGACAUAGAAUUGGAAGAGCAAGAAAUAACGACAACAACUUACAAAAAACCCUCAGAUUUUGCCAACAUUGAUGAAUAUGCCAUGUACGUUCAAAUAAAUAUUGUUCCUGGAAUGACAGUGCGAUGUUGUUGUACAUAUGAAGAAGUGAUGGAAGGAGAUAUUGGCAAAGUUAUUAAGCUUGACCAUGAUGGACUUCACCACCUGAAUGUCCAAGCGUACUGGCAGAGAAAAGGAGGUACUUACUGGAUGCGAUACAUACAUAUUGAAUUAUUAGGCUUUACUGAUGUUCCUUCUUCUUGUCAAACAAUAAAGGUUGGUGACAGAGUUCGUGUAAAGCCUUCUGUUUCCUUACCCAUGUACAAAUGGGGUUCUGUGACCCACAGAAGUGUGGGUGUUGUCACAGCUAUUCAUGCAAAUGGUCGUGAUAUUAGCAUUGACUAUCCUCAGCAGGCUCAUUGGACUGGUGUUAUUGAGGAAAUGGAAUUGGUACCUAGUACACAUCCUGGUAUUUUGUGUAAUGGUUGUCAGAUGAACCCUAUCACUGGAUCACGAUUUGAAUGCAGAGUUUGUAAAAAGUUUGAUUUUUGUGAAAACUGCUUCAAGACAAAACGAAACCAUAAGCAUCCAUUUAAUGGAAUUCCAGAACCAGGUUGUGAACCAAUUGAUGUUGGAAAACCUGGAAAGCAGAAACAAGUGAGUUCUGUUGGGAAUGGUUCACUUAUUGACAACUGGCAUAUGUGUGUGAAAAACCUGACUGUUUCUUCAAGAGAGAACCAGGCAUCACGAUUGAUUGAUGAAGGAAAUGGUUAUUGGCAAAGUGCUGGAUCACAAGGAAAACACUGGAUUUGCCUGGAAAUGUAUCAAGAUAUCCUUGUAAGUCGUCUACAGAUGAAGGUUGAACCAACAGAUUCCAGUUAUAUGCCGUCACUUGUGGUUGUCAGUGGCGGUGAUUCCGUACACACCUUGAAAGAACUUAGAACCAUUAAUAUCAGUGUGUCUUUCACUUGGGUUACACUGCUUGAAGAUAUGACAGUGUAUUAUAGAUUCAUAGAAAUUGCUAUCAAGCAGUGCCGAAGUAGUGGAAUUGAUUGCAAAGUUCAUGGCCUAACGAUUGUGGGACGAAGGAAAAUUGACGAAGAUGACAGUGCUGCUAACUUUGCUUUCUUAGCAUCGGACGAUGAAGAUGAACAAAGUAGCUCUCUGCAAGGAUGUCGGAAAAAGACAAGGUCAUCAAGUUUUAGUGAGAUUCAAACACAUGUAUGUGUUUGGGGUUUGAACGACAAAGAUCAGCUAGGAGGCCCGAAAGGGUCAAAGAUCAAAUUGCCAUAUUUGAAUGAAACUUUGUCAGCUUUAAAAUGUGUCCAGAUAGCUGGUGGAUCAAAAAGUUUAUUUUGUGUUACUCAAGAAGGAAAGGUCUAUGUGUGUGGUGAAGCUACCAAUGGGCGGCUUGGAUUGGGAGUCACAUGUGGCAGUGUUCCUACCCCAACUCUUGUAGGGGCACUCAGCCAAUAUGUCAUAAAAAAGGUUGCUGUUCAUUCAGGUGGGCGACAUGCAUUAGCUCUAACUGUUGAUGGUAAAGUAUUUUCUUGGGGUGAAGGAGAUGAUGGAAAACUUGGACAUGGAAAUAGAUCCCGCUGUAAUAGACUUCGACUUGUACUGGCUUUGAAGUCCAAACGUGUACGAGAUAUUGCUUGUGGCAGUUCCCACAGUGCCGCAAUUAUUUCCAAUGGAGAUCUUUACACCUGGGGUCUUGGAGAAUAUGGUAGACUGGGGCAUGGAGAUACAACCACUCAACUCAAACCAAAGCAGGUUAUGGCUCUUGUAGGCCAAAGGGUUAAGCAAGUUGCCUGUGGAAGUCGUGAUGCCCAGACACUUGCCUUGACUGAUGAAGGACUUGUUUAUUCUUGGGGUGAUGGAGAUUUUGGUAAAUUAGGUCGUGGAGGGAGUGAAGGCUGCAGUGUUCCACAUGUCAUUGAUCGCCUAACAAAUCUCAAUGUCUGCCAAAUUGAAUGUGGAGCUCAAUUUUCUCUAGCUCUCACAAAAUCUGGUGGAGUUUGGACAUGGGGUAAGGGAGACUACUUCCGAUUGGGUCAUGGAACAGAUACUCACAUUAGAAAACCUAAAUGUGUUGAAGGCCUGAAAGGGAAAAAGAUUGUACAUGUUGCUGUUGGGGCCUUACACUGUUUAGCUGUCACCGAUACAGGACAGGUUUAUGCAUGGGGAGAUAAUGACCAUGGACAACAAGGAAAUGGAACCACCACUGUCAAUAGAAAACCAGCUCUUGUUCAUGGACUGGAAAGUUUCAAAAUAACCAAAGUUGCAUGUGGUUCUUCCCAUAGCAUUGCAUGGGCGACCACAGAUCUUGCUGCACCAACAACUCAUGAACCUGUACUUUUUUCUGCUUCCCGAGAUCCUCUUGGUUCUACACUCUUAGGUUUAAAUGAAGGAGUCAAUGAUGAGAUAACAUCCUCAGUUAUUCCUGCAACUACUACCAAACCGAAACGACCAUCUUUGUCAAAGAUCAUUCUUUCUUUGGAAUCUGAUGCCAGUAAACAACAAGCUUUGAACCAUAUACUCACUGCUCUACAGAUCAAAUACGCCAGGGAUGCAAUAGUUGGAUCAUUAAUGAAAGAAGUUCAAGCUGUGAAUCCCAGCAGUUGCCUGGAAAAUCAACGUUCAGCUCAGUUUCACCAGUCCUCACCUGUCAUGUUAGCAUCAAUUGGUACUACAGAAGAACUGGCACCAACUGUUCACUCUACUCCUACAAUAGCAGCAUUAUCUGAACGAGAUUCCACGGCAAUGGUAGAUUCCUCUCAUUCAGAUACAUUUUGUCCUGGAGAAAUAUCAUCUUUUCCAAGUAUGCACAGUUUGGCUGCAAAAGUUUCCCCUGCAACUAGCAUAAUUGCUGAGACAUUUACCUCACCUGAUCAAGUAACGAGUACUUUGGAAAUCAUAAAGCCAGCUUAUCCCGAAGGCCUCGAUGAGUUCACCAGCAAACUGACUGCUGACGAUGCAAGAGUUCUUGUUGAUCUUCUUAAACUUGCUGUUGCAAAUCGAGCUGGUGAGAAAGGGAAGGAUACACUAGCUGGUAUCUUAAAAGCCGUUGACAAGGCGUAUCCUCAGGUUGCAGAGAUGUUGCUGGAACUGUGUGUCACAGAACUGGAAGAUGUGGCUGCUGAUACUGAAUCUGGACGUACUUUACCACAACCUGUUGUACAAGAGAGUCCUCAUCAUUAUUCAGAUGACCUAUCACUAUCAGGCCAUGUGAAAAUACCUGGCGCUGAAUGUUUACGAGUUGAGUUUGAUCGCUUGUGUUCAACAGAACGACGACAUGAUCCAUUGACCAUUAUGGAUGGAUCUGGAAGAACUGUUUCUGUACGAUCAGGCAGGGAAUGGUCUGAUUGGUCAACAGAACUGAGAAUUCCUGGAGACGAACUACGGUGGAAGUUUACUAGUGAUGGUUCUGUUAAUGGUUGGGGUUGGAGAUUUACUGUUUACCCAAUCAUGCCAACUGCAGCACCUAUGGAUAUGUUAACUGACAGAACUGUUCUUUCCCAGCCUUCUAUAGAUUUGGUUAUUUGUCUUCUUGAUUUGGAACUGGAUGCUAGUUCUGACUGCAGCAUUGUACCUAGACUAGCUGCUGCUCUGGCAGCAUGUGCUCAACUGAGCUCUUUAGGUGCACAGCAGAGAAUGUGGGCUCUGCAAAAGCUUCGAAAGAUCAUGGCAGUCAAUUAUGGGGUUAAUUUGAAUGUGAACACUCUAAUUUCCAGUCCUACAACUGAUUCACCUGAUCAAGAAACCUCUAGAACCCCAACAAUGUCCCUCAGUGGAACAGCUCUUGCUUCACUUGUAAAAGGGUUACCUGAAGCUUUACAACGGCAGUAUGAAUAUGAAGAUCCUAUAGUACGCAGUGGUAAACAUCUUAUGCAUAGUCCAUUCUUCAAGGUUUUGGUGGCUUUGGCUUGUGAUCUUGGUCUGGAUUCUCUUCAGUGUUGUGUUGAAGCACACAAAUGGGCAUGGUUUCGCCGCUAUUGUGCGGCAGCAAGAGUUUCGACUGCAAUCGUGAACAGAAGUGUUUUGCCGCCUUCAUUUACUGAGGAUGUAAUGAAGAAAAUUGAAGACAUCUCUGCUGAAGGUGAAGUUGUGACCAGAGACCAUGAAAAUCACGAGAUUUUUAAACAAGAACAUGAUGAACAGCUGCUGCUUUGGUUGAAUAGACGACCAGAUGAUUGGACACUGUCAUGGGGUGGUAGUGGACAAAUUUUGGGGUGGGGCCAUAAUCACCGAGGCCAGCUAGGAGGUGUGGAUGGUCCCAAGGUGAAGUUACCUGUCAGUUGUGAAACACUUGCAACUUUGCGACCGGUACAGCUCAUUGGAGGAGAACAAACAUUAUUUGCUGUUACUGCUAAUGGAAAGGUUUAUGGUACUGGAUAUGGUGCCGGCGGUCGCUUGGGUACUGGUGGUACAGAGUCAGUCGCUACACCAACUCUUCUAGAGUACAUUCAACAUGCAUUUAUCAAGAAACUUGCUGUGAAUUCUGGUGGGAAACAUUGCUUGGCAUUAUCUGCUGAAGGAGAAGUAUUUACAUGGGGAGAAGGGGAAGAUGGAAAAUUGGGUCAUGGAAUCAAAAUUCCUUGUGAUCGUCCAAGAAUGGUAGAAGCUCUCCGUGGAAAAGAAGUUAUUGAUAUAGCAGCAGGAGGGGCCCACAGUGCUUGCAUCACAGCUAGCGGAGAACUGUAUACCUGGGGCAAGGGCAGAUAUGGCAGAUUAGGGCAUGGCGAUAGUGAUGAUCAGACCAAACCAAAGCUGGUUGAAGUAUUAAAAGACUAUCGUGUGAUAGAUGUUGCAUGUGGCAGUGGUGAUGCACAAACAUUGUGUAUUACUGAUGAUGAUAGUGUUUGGUCUUGGGGAGACGGAGACUAUGGUAAACUUGGUCGAGGAGGGAGUGAUGGCUGCAAGGUACCUAUAAAAAUUGAAUCUUUACAGAGCCUCGGGGUCAUAAAAGUUGAAUGUGGCUCCCAAUUUUCUGUUGCAUUAACACAAUCUGGUGCUGUAUACACAUGGGGUAAAGGUGAUUAUCACAGACUUGGACAUGGAACUGAUGAUCAUGUACGGAAACCUAGACGUGUAUCAGCUUUACAAGGCAAGAAAGUGAUUGAUAUUGCUUGCGGAUCACUGCAUUGUGUUGCCUGCACCGAUACUGGUGAGGUCUAUACAUGGGGUGAUAAUGAUGAAGGUCAGUUAGGAGAUGGCACCACAAAUGCUAUCCAAAGACCCAGGCUUGUCACAGCACUUCAGGGUACAAAAAUAAACAGAGUUGCAUGUGGGUCUGCACAUAGUUUAGCUUGGUCUACCAACAAACCAAUCAGUGCUGGGAAGUUGCCUUCAGUCAUACCAUUAGAAUAUAAUCACCUCCAGUCCAUUGAAAUCCCUGUUCUUCGAAACAGACUUGUAUUGCUUCAUCACUUCUCAGAUCUAUUUUGUCCGUCGAUACCAAUGUUUGAUCUCCAGGAAGGUGGAUCCGAAUGCAGUAGAGGAGAGGUUCUAACUAAUCUAAACGCUCUUCGUGGAGUUUUAGUUUCUGCUUCAAAGGAAGCUUCUUUCCGGAAAGUUGUGCAAGCGACAGCAGUCAGAGAUCGACAACAUGGACCAGUUGUAGAACUAAACAGAAUUCAAGUAAAAAGAUCUCGAAGUCGUGGUGGGCUUGCUGGGCCUGAUGGUACUAAAUCAGUAUUUGGACAGAUGGCUGCAAAGAUGAGUGUUUUUGGUCCUGAUAGCUUAAUGCUACCACACCGAGUAUGGAAAGUUAAAUUUGUUGGUGAAAGUGUCGACGAUUGUGGAGGAGGAUAUAGUGAGUCAAUUGCUGAAAUGUGUGAUGAACUUCAAAAUGGCUCACUUUCAUUACUCAUUGUAACACCAAAUGGCCGAGAUGAGUCUGGAGCAAAUCGUGACUGCUUUUUAUUAAAUCCAAUGUUGAAAUCGCCACUUCAUCAAAACAUGUUUAGAUAUUUAGGAAUGCUGAUGGGUAUUGCAAUUCGAACUGGAAGUCCACUUAGCCUUAAUAUAGCGGAACCUGUUUGGAAACAACUUGCAGGGAUGCCUCUGACAAUAAGUGAUUUGACUGAGGUUGAUAAAGAUUUUGUUCCUGGAUUAAUGUGUAUCAAGGAAAUGCUCAAUGCAGAUCUAAGAAAUGCUGACAUGCCAUUUAGCGUCCCCAGUGCUUCUGGUCAGGAAAUGCAAUUAUCUAUGAAAUAUCGUAUCACUCCCGAAAACAGAUCAGAGUACAUUAAAUCAGCAAUGAACUAUCGGUUGCAUGAGUUUGAUGACCAAAUAAGAUGGGUGCGAGAAGGCAUGGCCAAAGUUAUACCAGUACCAUUAUUGUCACUUUUCACUGGAUUUGAGCUAGAAACUAUGGUGUGUGGCAGUCCUGAUAUACCGUUGACUCUGCUGAAAUCAGUGGCCACAUAUAAAGGUAUAGAUGCUACUGCACCUCUAAUACAGUGGUUCUGGGCAGUAAUGGAAGAAUUUACUAACACUGAGAGGUCCUUGUUUUUGCGAUUUGUUUGGGGCCGAACGCGAUUACCACGAACUAUUGCUGAUUUCAGAGGAAGAGACUUUGUUUUACAGGUCUUAGACAAGUACAACCCACCUGACCAUUUUCUCCCAGAAAGCUACACCUGUUUUUUCCUCUUAAAAAUGCCAAGAUAUUCGUCUCAAGAAAUAUUAAAGGAAAAGUUAAAAUAUGCCAUCCAUUUCUGCAAAUCUAUUGACACCGAUGAUUACGCCAGAGUUGCCCUCACUGGAGAUCUCAUGGAUGAUGACAGCCAUGAUGCUAGUGAAGAAAGUGAUGACCUGGAUAGUAUUGAAUCAGGAGAAUUUGUGGAUUCUGACUGAAGGUUCUUCCCCCACCCACAACAACCACCACCACCACCACCACGACUAUCAUCUUCUGUUCCUGUCUUGUUAAAUUAAUGUCUUAAAGAGGCACAAGGCUGGAGAAAUUUUGGCAGGAGGAAACAGUCAAUUUUAUUGACUUUAACAAGAUUUGAACUGACUAGAUGUUGCCAAACAUUUUGUCACUGCUCUUAAUAUCCUGUUAAUCCACUGCCUUUGUCUAUUAAUUUACCACCUUUGUCUUGUUCAAAUAAUAAAUAGUUGUUUGACAUGAUUUUUUUUCUUUCUCUAUGAAAAUUGGAGGUUUUGAAUGUUUGGGUGAGGUUUAAACCCUGUUCUUCCUCUACCAUCAGCCUACUCCCUUAUUUACACCUGCUCUUGAAACAUUUACAUGACUAACUCUUUGACAAAACAAAACACAGUAAGAGGCAACAGACCCAUGCAUGUCUUCAUUGUUAAACCUAGCUAACAACUAAUGUACAGGUCUUUAGUUGAAGUCACAUAAAGUUGGAAUACAUGGCUGUGUAGUCAAUAUUUCCUGAUAUAAAUAAUAAGGAAUAGAACAUUGAAAAUGUGAACAAAACAUUCCCCUACCUCCCCUGCCCUUUGAUGGACAUUCUAUGUCUGCCCUUUCAUGAUUUACAAAAAAACUUAUUUAUUUUUCAGUUAUUUAAAUAAAACAUUUCAUUAUUCCCUUCCUUCCCCUUCCCAGUUCAGUUAAAAGACUUCAAUGCUUCAUGGCAGCAUGGUUAAGAUGACUAAAUAUCUUUAUAUAUCAUUCUAUUUGUUUUCAGUUAAUAAAGUUGAAUGUUAUAAAAAAAUGAUAGAUUUAAUGUGAAUAAAAAUAGACUUUAAUGUGAAAA
Molecule: messenger RNA, 16059 nt
Organism: Octopus bimaculoides (California two-spot octopus)
Lineage: Eukaryota; Metazoa; Mollusca; Cephalopoda; Octopoda; Octopodidae
Product: E3 ubiquitin-protein ligase HERC2
Biological process (GO): protein ubiquitination
Molecular function (GO): zinc ion binding; ubiquitin-protein transferase activity
Source: RefSeq, a predicted model, not a curated record